Schizosaccharomyces cryophilus OY26 is the source of this 1050-nucleotide messenger RNA. RefSeq names its product F1-F0 ATPase assembly protein. Gene Ontology annotation, biological process: mitochondrial proton-transporting ATP synthase complex assembly. The transcript has 3 exons. The coding region runs from base 123 to 908 and encodes 261 amino acids. Gene Ontology annotation, cellular component: mitochondrial inner membrane. Lineage: Eukaryota; Fungi; Ascomycota; Schizosaccharomycetes; Schizosaccharomycetales; Schizosaccharomycetaceae. The record is from RefSeq and is a predicted model, not a curated record.
UGAAUUGUUAAGAUGACUUCGUAAUUCAGUUGUGUCGUUUUCGUUAAAUCUUUGCAUAUUCUAACUCAUUUUGGUAGUCUUAAUUCAUUAAUUCUGAAACAAUUUACAGAAAAGCAGCUUUUAUGCCGUACUUAAGUCUGAGAAAUCUGAACACACUUACUGGCGUUUGCCUGAAACCUUUAGGAUGUAUACGCAAUUACAGUCAAAGUUCCAGUCAAGAGGUUGUUAAAAUACCUAAAUUAUUAACACCAAUUGGUCUUGCACAACCUCCUCUCGAUAGCUCAUAUGCAGUGAACAAUAAACAAUCCAAGUUGACAGCCGGUCAACGACAAGACAAAAUUCUCAGAGAAAUGAGAGGAUCCAUAGUCCAAGAUAUUUCUGAAGUUCAAGAAAAAAAGGGAAAAUUAUUCUAUGCUCCACCAAGGGUGUUCAAAAAGGAGUCCUCUCUCUGGAUGUACAAUUUCGAAGGAAAAUCUUUAUCCAAAGAAAAAGUUGAUCUUUACAAGAAUUGCUUGGGGAAGCCCUUUAUAUUGUUGCUCUUUGGUAAUAGUUAUGGAGAAAACCAGUGUAAGCAAUGGAUAACGGGAAUCGAUAAAGUUACCGACUUUCCUGUCUUCUUUUUCAACGUUCAGUCAAAUAUACUCAAGUACUUUUUGACACGAAUGUUUUCCGGAAGUAUCAAACGCUCUCUUCCUUCAAAGGAAAGUUGGAACAAUUACGUUAUUGCAUUGAACAGACGAUUACGCUACCCGGAAAUCCAGUGGAACAAUCGACUGGUUGGAAAUGUGUUUUUACUCGAUGAAUCUUGCAAGAUAAGAUGGGCAGCCACGGGCUUUCCGACAGAGAAAGAGUUAACAGAGUUUCAUGCUGCUUGUGAGUUUCUGAAAAGCCAGUCUAACAAGGAAUAAACAAAAGAAUAAUUAAUGAAAAGGAUCAACGGAUAUGGUACAUUCAUUUGCACUCCAUAACGAAAGCUUUAGUGGAAAAAGAAGAAAAGCAAGGUUAAGGUGGAUAUUAAAACAGAUAGAAGAAUAACAUCUCUUUGCUUUC